UAGAAGGGGAGGCAGAGUGUCGAGUCCGGAGUUCAGGAGUAUACAGAAAAACAUUAGGAGUACAGUCAAGUUUGCACGAAGUUAAGAUGUUGCUUCGGGUCGUAGCUGGUAGCCGGUUCGGGACCGGGAUCCAAAAGGAAGUCCUGCGGGCCGCGGUACCGGGAGUUAGGCAAGAGCGUCAUUCUUCCACUGCAGAGGGCGCUCUCAAGAAGACUGCUCUGUAUGAGUUCCAUCGUGCUCAUGGAGGGAAGAUGGUGGAGUUUGCUGGCUGGAGCAUGCCUGUGCAGUACAAGGACAGCCACAUCGCCUCCCACCUGCACACACGGCAGCACUGCUCCAUCUUCGACGUCUCUCACAUGCUGCAGAGUAAAGUUCAUGGGAAGGACCGGGUGAAGUUCAUUGAGAGCCUGAUAGUGGGAGACGUUGCAGAGCUGAAGGAUAACCAGGGCACCCUCUCGCUGUUCACCAACGAGAAGGGCGGGAUCAUGGACGACCUGAUCGUCACGAAGACCAGCUUGGGUUACCUGUACAUUGUAUCCAACGCAGGCUGCGCAGACAAAGACUCCGCCCACAUGCAGGCUAAACUAAAAGAGUUCAAAGCUGCCGGGCAUGAUGCAGAACUGGAGUUUCUAGACUAUUCCCUGAUUGCUUUGCAAGGCCCGGAAAUGGCAAGGGUCCUUCAGGCAGGUGUGUCGGACGACCUCCGCAAACUGACCUUCAUGACGAGCACCAUGGCAACGGUUUUUGGAAUCGCGGAAUGUAGAGUGACCCGCUGCGGAUACACUGGAGAGGACGGGGUGGAGAUCUCGGUCCCUUCUCAGCACGCAGUCCAGCUGACUGAGACCCUCCUGAAGGACAGUGCGGUCAAGAUGUCUGGUCUGGGGGCCAGGGACAGCUUGCGACUGGAGGCGGGGCUCUGUCUCUACGGCAACGACAUUGACGAGAGCACCACCCCUGUGGAGGCCAGCCUGGUCUGGACGAUAGGUAAGCGGCGGAGGAAAGCGCUGGAUUUCCCCGGGGCCUCCGUCGUUGUUUCACAGAUCAAAGAGAAGACGAGGAGGAAGCGUGUGGGGCUGGUGUCCACAGGGCCCCCGGUCCGGCAGCACACCCCAAUACUGAGCCCCGAGGGCAGGGUAAUCGGUGAGGUCACCAGUGGUUGCCCCUCCCCCUGCCUCAAACAGAAUGUUGCCAUGGGAUACGUGGAGGCGGAGUUCAGCAAGUUGGGAACGUCCAUCAAGGUGGAGGUCAGGAAGAAGGUCGUUGACGCGGUCGUCAGCAAAAUGCCAUUCUUCCCGACCCGAUACUACAGCGGGAAAUAGGACUGGACAGCAGGACAGACUGGGAAUUGUGUGUAAUUUACACUCGGCUCUGGGGUGCAGUGUUUCUCUGUAGAAUGUACAAGGAUAUUAGAAUUGAGAGUUUAUAAUACUAACUAAAUGCAUGAGGAUUAUUUUGUGGAAUUUCUAAUCUAAUUGUGCUUUAUAAUACAGAAAUAAUUUUGUAAGAUGUCGCCCUGUCUUUUCUGCUGCUGGGUGUGCAUGCUUAAUGUUGAAUUGUAGCUUGUGCUUGUCUGGCUGUGGAAUACAGAGAACACACAUUUAAAACAUUUAGCUGCUCUAGCCAAUGUGAUACGCAGAACGCCUUUAUUUCUAAAGCCAGUAAAUGUAAUGAAUAUGUCAGCGCUGAGGGAGUAUGGUCAAGCCUCACUGUGAAUUACAGUGUAUCGUAUUGAGCUGAAAAAACUGUACACUCAAAAGAGUAAUGCCAAUACCUUUAUCUUGGUGUGGUCAUGUCCAGCACGGUGGCUGUCAGAAGGUAUUCAAUUUCUCUUCAGUGUGCCAAACCAGUUAGGAAAGCAGCUGUGCAGUUUGAGAAGUGCAGUGUCACUGCAAUAUUUUAUUUCAUGACCCAGAGAUGACAUCCAGUCAGGAGCACAGUUUAAGCCAUGCACUUGGAGUGGAGCGGACUGGGAGAGCUGGUUCAGUCCCAGUACUGCGGUCUCACACUCUCAGGUGACUCUUCACCGAUUUUAAGGCUUAUAGGUACCUGUUAAAUGUUGUCCUUUGUAUUUUGAUAAUGGGUGUCAGCAUGCACGCACAAGUUAUGCCACACCCUGUGGAUUUUAAUUGCAGGGUGAUGUGAUUGAUCCUGUUUUACCGCUGUUGUGAUUGUAUUUAAAGCUAAUAAUGACUGUUAACACUUUGCACAGUUUAGCCCCUCCACUUGUGCUUCUAAUAGUUUGCCUUUUUUGACAAAAAUAACAAUAAAGAAUUCGAUUUGUAAAUAUA
This is a messenger RNA of Polyodon spathula (Mississippi paddlefish), 2288 nucleotides long. Its product is annotated as aminomethyltransferase, mitochondrial-like. The record is from RefSeq and is a predicted model, not a curated record. Bases 87 to 1319 code for a protein of 410 amino acids. The transcript has 9 exons. Lineage: Eukaryota; Metazoa; Chordata; Actinopteri; Acipenseriformes; Polyodontidae. Gene Ontology annotation, cellular component: mitochondrion. Gene Ontology annotation, biological process: glycine catabolic process. Gene Ontology annotation, molecular function: protein binding; aminomethyltransferase activity.